Ilyonectria robusta is the source of this 1327-nucleotide messenger RNA. RefSeq lists its product as uncharacterized. Bases 160 to 924 code for a protein of 254 amino acids. NCBI's taxonomy places the organism in Eukaryota, Fungi, Ascomycota, Sordariomycetes, Hypocreales, Nectriaceae. The transcript has 3 exons. The record is from RefSeq and is a predicted model, not a curated record.
AGUACACAUCAUGACCUGUCCUGGCGUGCAGCCCAUUGCCCUCCAAUACCUUCUGGGACAGCAAAUUGCGAUGCUAUCGGGGACUUUUUCACAACCUACACCGGUCUGGCACACUGCGAAAAUGGAGACACUUUUGUUUACAGCGGCAGUGCCACUAGCAUGUGCGCCGAACAAGGCGAAAUCUCACGCAUGAAGGGACAUCGAAGAAUCCUUGCUCUGGGACAUGAUGAGAUCAAUCGACGACGGGGACGUGGCGACAAGGGCCCUCUCUUCAUACAUUCAAAAAUGUCGGCACCAGGGGCGAGGUCGUUCUUCUUUCCCAUGACGAGGCUUUCGCUGAACCAGACGGUCUCUAGCAGAGAAGUGGUCAAGAUGCGUCUCAUGACAUAUCUAAUCGAGAAUUAUAACACCUUUCAUCUGGCUGGUCAGUGGUCCCCCCACGCAAAAACUCGAUUAGCCUUUCGAAGCCAGCACCUAAGGGCCUUCCUGAGGCCCGAUGACUUUCCUCACUCCCCAUGGCGCAGCGGUAAUGUGGUUGUGCCACUUACACAAAGUAUCUGUAUCGGAUCCAUUGAAGUUCUUGGUAUAGCAGAAUCAAACUACCUGAACUCAGCGGCUCUAAGAAGUUACCUCCAACAGCAUCUUCUAUCUGAUAGAAAGGCCAGUAUGCCUCGAUCUCUGGUUGAUCAAGUGUUAUUGGAUGGAAACAUUCCCAACACUCGGCGUUACAGGGACCUCCUGACAACUAUGUGGAGAUCUUUGUGUGAAGAACAUGACAUUCACCCCUGGCGUUUGGACACCUCGAAGUCACUCAAUCUGUCGAUCCUUUGGGUGGCCAUCAAGCGUCACGCCGAGGCGGCAGGUCUUAUUGAGGGCACAGACGAGGACGGGCGAAUACAAUUGAGAGAAUUCGGCCUGAAUUAGAAGGAAGUCUCAAACAUUGCUGAAAGUAUCGCUCCCCCGCAUUUGCGCACAGCCUUUUUCCCGAUCAAUUGCAUUUGGCUCUUCAAUCAAAAGCGAAGCGCCCUCUUCAACGAGGAAAUUCUGUUACGACAGAACUGGAAUCAGCUGAGCGAGGGGUUGCCGAAGUCUUUUGCCCCAAGCAGACCAAUCAAGCAUCACCCAAUCGUAAACGAGCGAAUUAUACGUAUCUGCAGAGCUGAGGUUCAUAGGCUAUUGACGAAGAACGACCUUGUUAUGGAAGUGCGUACAAAUGACAUAACCCAAGUCAUGUUGACUGUCCCGGUGAUGUCUGCGGAGUAUCUCCCGAUCACCAGGAUUCUCAGACAGCUCCAACGAGACGUUUCCCAAUGUCCGCGGGUACAGG